CGGCCACAAAAAUAGAAAAACAGAAAAAAAAAAAAAAAAAAAAAACUGACUCCUUCCAUUUCCAUUCACCCCUUUCACUGUCUCUCUUCUAGUCUCUCUACCUCUCCCACCAUGUGCAAGGGACCUGGACUCUUCUCCGAUAUCGGCAAGAAAGCUAAAGAUCUGUUGACAAAGGAUUACAGCUCCGAUCAGAAGUUCAGCGUCUACACUUUCAGCGAUGCCGGAGUGGCCCUGACAUCAACAGCUGUUAAAAAAGGAGGGCUUUCUACUGGGGAUGUUGCAGCACUGUACAAAUACAAGAACACUUUAUUUGAUGUCAAAGUUGAUACAGAGUCCAAUAUCUCAACAACCCUCACAAUCUGUGAGAUUAUUCCAUCCACUAAGACUAUUGCUUCAUUGAAAUUUCCUGAAUACAAUGCUGGCAAGUUGGAGGUUCAAUAUUUCCAUCACCAUGCAACCUUCACCACAGCCCUUGCUUUCAACAAAUCUCCUGCAGUCCAUGUUUCAGCCACCAUUGGUACCCCAACAAUUGCUUUUGGUGCAGAAGCAGGCUAUGAUACUACUUCUGGUAAUUUUACAAAAUACACUGUUGGCAUUAGUGUGACCAAACCAGAUUCAUACGCCUCAAUAAUUUUGGGUGACAAGGGAGACAGUAUUAAAGCAUCAUGUGUACAUCAUCUGGAUCAGGCAAAGAAAAGUGCUGCUGUGGGAGAGAUUUUUAGAAGGUUUUCAACAAAUGAGAACACUUUCACAGUUGGAGGGUUAUAUGUUAUUGAUCACCUGACAGUGGCGAAAGCAAAGGUCAACAACUAUGGGAAACUUGGCGCAUUGCUGCAGCAUGAGGUCAUUCCAAAGACACUGCUGACGAUGUCUGGUGAGUUUGAUACCAAGGCCUUGGACAAAAAUGCAAAGUUUGGGUUUUCAAUUGCUCUCAAGCCCUGAUGGAUGUCUGCCUGUUCUUGAAUCAUUGUUUGAAAUAACACUCAUUUGAUUUUUUUUUUUUCCCUGGGUGACUCUCAGAAGGGAGUGUCAAUAAGUCGUUCCGCAGAAGCAUGUUUGUAUUAUUGCAAUGACUGUGGAUGGAUUUGUUUUAAUGCCUAGGCUUUACCAUGGUUUUCUAUUUCUUCCUUUUUCCUCUGCUUUUCCUUCGUUGAGUUUGGAGGCAUGUUAUUAACUUCACAAUUGCAUAUCACCCUCCCAGUUUGAAGAACUAUAAAUUUUGAUUGAUGGGAAAUAUUAAUUGCCUUUAUUAGCCA
Molecule: messenger RNA, 1256 nt
Organism: Hevea brasiliensis (rubber tree)
Lineage: Eukaryota; Viridiplantae; Streptophyta; Magnoliopsida; Malpighiales; Euphorbiaceae
Product: mitochondrial outer membrane protein porin 2
Exons: 6
Coding region: 112-942 (276 amino acids)
Biological process (GO): monoatomic anion transmembrane transport
Cellular component (GO): mitochondrial outer membrane
Molecular function (GO): voltage-gated monoatomic anion channel activity
Source: RefSeq, a predicted model, not a curated record